Molecule: messenger RNA, 729 nt
Organism: Dovyalis caffra
Lineage: Eukaryota; Viridiplantae; Streptophyta; Magnoliopsida; Malpighiales; Salicaceae
Source: the annotation of a GenBank genome assembly
AUGAUGCACAUGACCUUCUACUGGGGCACAAAAGUGACCCUCCUCUUCGAUUCUUGGAAAACAGAUUCUUGGUUCAGUUACCUCCUCACUCUAUUUGCUUGUUUCCUCUUCUCAGCUUUCUAUCAAUACAUGGAGGAUCGUCGCAUCCGAUUCAAUGCCAUCGCUGUCUCCAAUCCUGCCCAGCAACAACAACAACCUGUCAACGCUCCUCUUCUCACCCCUAAACGACGUAUCAGUUCAGCGAAAUUUGCCACCGCUUUGUUGUUUGGGAUCAACUCGGCGAUCGGGUAUCUCUUGAUGUUGGCUAUCAUGUCUUUUAAUGGAGGUGUGUUUUUGGCUAUUGUCGUGGGUUUGGCUGUUGGCUUUCUCUUGUUUAGAAGUGGCGAUGAAGAGCAGGAAGAUCUUGCAUUGACUUUGCAGGUUCCUUUUCUCUUCACAAGAAUGCACAAGAUAGCCAUGGAGUUUAUUACUGCUACAGGGGGCAGUUUCCACUUUCCUUUUGAAGAUGGGAUGCAAGUUCAUAGAUCUAUUCCUCUAGGCGAGAUGGACUACUGUGAUCUGGUGCUUGCUGGAGCUGGUCUGGUGGUGCGUCUGGGAGUACUCAAGGGAAUGGCAAUGGAGCUACAACACAAGCCAUUGACGUAUGGUUGUGGUGCAACUUUAGAGAAAGUAGAAAACGCUAGUUUAAGUCGUGCUAGCAUAUAUAGAUGUAUUGGAGACCAGUACUAA